AGAUAUCCCAUCCGAGAGCAAUCGCCCUUGUUUAAUCGGAACUGAAUGUUUAUUAUAGACGCAGCGACACGAACUCAGUCGGAUUAUUAAGGUUGCAUUUCAAUAAAGGGACGCAGCCAUGAGUUCUCUACCGGAGGCCACGCGUUCCCUUGUGCAAGUAUUUAAUGGAAAGCUGCAGACAUUUUCCAAUGAAAUUGAGAAUAUUCACAUGGUAUGGCUGGAGGAGAUUCAGCAAGAAGCCCAUCGCAUGUUCUCCAGUGAUUUUAGCACAGAACCGGAGCUAAUGCCAAAGACUCCAUCACAGAAAAAGACAAAUCGCAGAAAGAGGAUGUCCACAGGGCUCGAUGAAGCUCGCGGGAAAAGACGUUUCUCUAAGGGAAAGCGCAGUAAUCUGCGCCGUUCCUCAGUCCAGAUAGCACUUAACUCGAUCUCGGAGCUGGUAACUUCACAUGCCCCAAGUACCAGUCCUGAACUGGUGGCAGAGGAGCCUGCUCGACGCACUCGUCGUAAUAAAGCCACUACAGCAACAGACUGUGAACCUGUUGGCCGAAGCACUCGCAACAAAGGAGCUGCAAAAGCUAAGGGGCAGAAUGAGGCGAUGGAGGUGGAGGAUGCUCCACAGUCCAAUGUAAUUGCAGGUGAAAUAGAGCACAAGGUAGAGGAGUUGAGCAGCUCUUCGUCUGCUGUGCAAGCACUGGUGUCUGAGGUUGUGGUGAAAAUCCCCUCGUCCCCUCAUUCUGCAGAGACGCUCAAGAGCGUUGUCUCUCCAGGUCGCUCAGCACAGAAGAUUCCUAUUGCAGAUGUUUGCUCACAGGCUUCAUCACGGAGCUCAGCUCGACGCUCUCUGGUGCUGCGCCGCUCUCUGGCUGGCCUCAGACACAGUAUGACCCAGGAAGCAGUGCGGCGUGCCUCUCGACGCUCAUUCUUAAAGAAAAAAGCGAGACUGGGCAAUUCUACAUGUAGCAGCACUGUUAGUGGGGACGUUUCUGUGGAUUUGGAAACCGAGGAGACUGAGGAGAUAAUGGAAAACAGAAUUGAGAAUAUGGUUACUAAGGAAGAACCAGCAGAACCAACUGCUGAAUCCAACACUAAAGCACAGCCAACCAAAUAUGAGGAGCCUGAGCCCAAGAGUCCAGUACUGCUGGAAGUACCAAUGCUGAUUGAAAAAAAGCCAGAGUCUCCAAGUGUUGUGGACAAUUGUCGGUUUACACGCUCCAUGUUUCGAGCCUCAGAAUCAGAUGACGGUAGGAGAAAGUCCCAGGAUGAUGUUCGGUCUUCUCGCUCCGGCUCCAAACGUGCUGCAGCAGGAGCAGCAUUAGAAGCACUCAGCACCCCCAAGAAAAAGCACUCACCACCUAAGAAGUGCCUGACUGGCAUUCCAACUGGCAUGCGCUCUUUCCUGCACACAGUGCAAAAGAACCAGCUGCUCAUGAUGACGCCAAGCUCACUAGGCCGUAACUCGGUCAUAAAAUCCUUCAUAAAACAGGCUGGACAAAGUGCAGUCAAGCUGAGCACUGGCUCAGUGGAGCGGGAGCGACAAAAAUGGGACGCUUUAAACAAGAAGAUUGAGCAAGAAAACGAGAGGAAGAAAAAAAUUGAAGAGGAAAGAAGAAAGAAACAAGAAGAAAUAAAAAAGAAACGGGAUGAGCGCUUGAAACGAGUAGUGGAGGCCCGGGUCAAAGGAGAGAAGGAAAAAGAGCAGGAAAAGAAAAAGAAAAUUGAGGAGAAAAUGGCACAACUAGAAAAGAAAAAUGACCUGCUGCGUGUGGAGCGCCUGGCUGAGGAAAAAGCCAAGAAAAAGGUGGCAUCUAAACGUCAAGAGGAAUUGGAGCUUCGCAAGAAACAGGAAGAAGCAGCCCGAAAGAAAAAACUUCAGCAAGCUGAGGAGGAAGAGCGACGGCAUCAGGAACUGUUGGCCAAACGAAAGGCUGAGGAAGAACGUGAGCGAGCACGUAAGCAGCUGGAAGCUGCCAAAGCUCUGGAGCUCAAAAAGGAGCAAGAGCGUGAGCGAGAACGUGAGCGUGAAAGGCAACGUGAGGAGAGGGAAAGAGAACGUGAAAAACAGGCUGCUGCUGAGAGGGAGAGACUGGAGAAAGAACGAGUGGAGCGGGAGAAGGCCAUUGCCCUUCAGAAGGAACUGGAAAGGGCUGCCAAAGAGAAAGAAAGAAGAGAGCUUGAAGAAAAAAGGAGGAUGGAAGAAGAGCAGGAAAGAGCUGCCCAACAGAAACGUGCAGCUGCAGCAGCUUCUAUGGCUACUGUUCAGACUUCUUCUGUGAACUUGCCAGUCAGCAAAGCCUUCAAUGCCACAAUUACACACAGUCCUGCACUAAAUGUUACUGUUGAUAUUGAGGCAUCAGUCAUGAAGACUCCUGUAGGCAAAGGAGCAGCUCAUAACAUGACCAUAGACAAAGGAACAGGGCUGAAUGUCACUGUUGACGUAGAGCAGUCUCCUCAGUCCUACCAGAUUACACCGAAAGGUUGUAAGAAGGUUGAGGUUUUAGCUAAUCCUGAAGAUUACGGGAUGGACCAGAACAGUGACGACUCAACAGAUGAUGAGUCUGCACCCAGGAAGCCCAUUCCAUCCUGGGCUGAGGGUGUGCAGCUUCAGCAGGCUAUUAUGAAGCAGUAUUAUGACCCACUGGAUCUGGACUCUUACUUUGGAGAUGUUGAGCAACCCAAACUGGAGAAAAUCUUUCAAAGGAGCAAACCACGCUUCUUUAAACGCACAAGCUCUGCUGUAUGGCAUUCUCCUCCGCGCAUGGGUGCUUUUCCCAAUUAGUUGGGCAAUGUGUCUCUUAGCUUAUGUCUUUUUAUGUGUAAACAUUUUAGAUUUGUCGUAUAAACUUGGAUUUAAAUUUAAUAAAGCGCUAUAAAAAUGUAUAAGAAGCUUAAUGCAGAAAGCAUUAGACUUUGCUAAUUGAAAAAGGGUUUCACACAAUUGCUGUAAGAUUUAAAGUGCACACAUUUCCUCCCUACAGUAUUUUUUAAUACUGUUAGUCCUGAUAAGUUACAAAGCCCUCUUUACACUUGGUAUCUGGAUUUCACACUUGCUGCUAUCAACCUGAAAUGGUCACAGGAUAGCUGCUUUGUCCCAAAUUCUUACAAAAUAUCUGUGUGUAUAUAACUUCUCUGUACUCUCAAGUCCACUUUUCUUAAUGUUGGUUUUAACUGUUAAAAUGAAAAGAUGUUUGUAAUUAAA
Molecule: messenger RNA, 3199 nt
Organism: Trichomycterus rosablanca
Lineage: Eukaryota; Metazoa; Chordata; Actinopteri; Siluriformes; Trichomycteridae
Gene: incenp
Product: inner centromere protein
Exons: 21
Coding region: 119-2779 (886 amino acids)
Biological process (GO): meiotic spindle midzone assembly; mitotic cytokinesis; metaphase chromosome alignment
Cellular component (GO): meiotic spindle midzone; kinetochore; midbody
Source: RefSeq, a predicted model, not a curated record